UUUUAUCUUUGUUUCGCCCUCUUCUAUUCUGUGCUUUUCAAACAACGUGACGAUUCAUGAAAUAAGAAUCAAGACUUUCUCGUGAAAGAAAAUAAGAUGAGUUUCCCCAUUCGAGAGAACAGAAGCCGUAAUUUUCCAUCAUUUAAUCAGCCCGAGGUCGUUGGUUAUUUUAGUUUGACCGGGCGAGAACGCGAGUACUCGCAGGAUCUAGUUCAGUUGAAAUAUUAUUACGAUCAAUACGGUAAACAAGUUCAUUUUGAUCUCGAUGCCGGGAUAAACAAAGUUGUUAGGAAGCCCAAGGAUUUGAAUGAAAAAAUCGAUUUUCUGUUGAGAUGGAUUUCGAAUAAUCAUGGCUCGAUCAGAGCUAAUCCCGGACAAGAUAGAUUGUUGAAACCAGAUUUCGUGUGCUUUAGAGGACUAUUGACGAAAAUCUGUACUACUCCUUGCGAAAGUAGGGAUGGCUGGAUCAUUUGUGCGGCAAAAUUUCAUGGAACUAUUUACUUAUGUGCGUUUGACAAUGACGAACAAAAAUUAAAAAAUGCCCACUUGACGGACAGGGAUCUCAAGUUCAUGUCGUGGGGUUUUAAGUUUGAACAGUACCUUCUUACAGACUCUCCCAAUGCGUCUCCUAAUGUAAAAGAGCCAGUUAACGAGGCUGAAGAGUUUUGCUGUCUCUUCUCAUCUAAAUUAGGACAACAUGCGUUGGUUUUUGGAGCGGAAAUGGAUGGAAUUUGUUCUCAAGAUAUUGUGGCAGAGCCAGUUGAUUGGAAGAAAAUAAAGUUUGUUGAGCUCAAAACAAACAAAAUUAUAAGAACCGAGUGGCAAAACAAUAAUUACAAAAGGAAACUAUUAAAGUGGUGGUGUCAAAGCUUUUUAGUUGGAAUUGACAAUGUGAUUUGUGGUAACAGAACAGAGCGUGGCAUAGUAUGUAAAUUAGAAGACAUAAAAGUGUCUAGCAUGCCAAAACUAGCUAAAAAUUUUUGGAAUGCAUCGGAAUGCUUGAAUUUUUGCAACGAUUUCUUGAAUCAUGUCAAAACUGUUGUUGUCAGAGACUACAAUGAAUGCAUUUAUAAGUUUGAGUAUAAACUUAAAGAUGAAAUUGAAAUGCAAAUGCUACCUAGCUCUUCAGAAUUGUCAUUUUUACCCAAGUGGUACGUAGACCAGUUGAAUCAUAUAGCUAAUGCCAGAGAUUGA
Molecule: messenger RNA, 1194 nt
Organism: Copidosoma floridanum
Lineage: Eukaryota; Metazoa; Arthropoda; Insecta; Hymenoptera; Encyrtidae
Product: decapping and exoribonuclease protein-like
Biological process (GO): nuclear-transcribed mRNA catabolic process; NAD-cap decapping
Cellular component (GO): nucleus; cytosol
Molecular function (GO): mRNA 5'-diphosphatase activity
Source: RefSeq, a predicted model, not a curated record